AUGUGUAUUGAUGAAUCAAUGAUAGCUUUUCAAGGUCGCCUUGUUUUUAAACAAUAUAUUCAAACAAAACGACAUAGGUAUGGAGUUAAAGUUUUUAAACUGUGUGUUAGUCCAUGCUACACACUCAAGUUCAAGAUUUAUUCUGGUAAAGAAUCUGUGGUUGACAAAAAUGAUAGUGUUUCUUCCAGAAUUGUUAUGAACCUUGUAGAUGAGUAUUUAGAUUUUGGGCGCACACUUUAUGUAGACAAUUGGUAUACUAGUGUUUCCUUAGCACAUCAACUUCUUGAACGAAAAACACAUUUAGUUGGAACACUCCGUUCAAAUAGAAAGUAUAAUCCUGACUAUGUUAUCAAAAAAAAAUUAAAAAAGGGUCAAGUAAUAGCUCAAAAAAGUUCAUCUAAAGUUAUGGUAUUAAAAUUUAAAGAUAAAAGAGAUUUACACAUGUUAAGCACAAAACAUACAGAUAAUAUGGUUAUGGUUCCAAGAAGAGAAAAUAAAUCAAAGCCAGAAGUAGUAUUAGAUUAUAACAGAGGUAAGUCUUUUAUUGAUCUUUCUGAUCAAAUGGCUUCAUAUGGCUCACCUCUUAGAAAAUCAUUAAAAUGGUAUCGUAAAGUGGUAUUUGAACUUCUUCUGAAUACAUCAGUUGUAAAUGCUUUAUGUUUGUUUAAAAAAACAACUGCAACACGCAUUAAGAUAACUGAUUUUAGAUCAAAUUUGAUAAAAUAUCUGACAUUCAAACCCAAUAUGAAUCAAGAACUAUCAAACAAACAUGUACUCACAACAGCCAAAAGAAACAGAUGUGUUCAAUGUUACUUGAAUAUUGCUCAAGAAAAAGGAAGAAAAUAUUCUCAAAGUCAUUGCAAAAAAGUCACAACAAAAUGUUUUAUUUGCAACAAACAAUUAUGUGUUCCUUGCUUUUUUGUAUUACACAAAACAUAG
Acyrthosiphon pisum (pea aphid) is the source of this 939-nucleotide messenger RNA. RefSeq lists its product as uncharacterized. NCBI's taxonomy places the organism in Eukaryota, Metazoa, Arthropoda, Insecta, Hemiptera, Aphididae. Bases 1 to 939 code for a protein of 312 amino acids. The transcript has a single exon. The record is from RefSeq and is a predicted model, not a curated record.